This is a messenger RNA of Lodderomyces orthopsilosis Co 90-125, 3690 nucleotides long. RefSeq lists its product as uncharacterized. Bases 1 to 3690 code for a protein of 1229 amino acids. Gene Ontology annotation, molecular function: DNA-binding transcription factor activity, RNA polymerase II-specific; RNA polymerase II cis-regulatory region sequence-specific DNA binding. Lineage: Eukaryota; Fungi; Ascomycota; Pichiomycetes; Serinales; Debaryomycetaceae. Gene Ontology annotation, biological process: regulation of transcription by RNA polymerase II. The transcript has a single exon. The record is from RefSeq and is a predicted model, not a curated record. Gene Ontology annotation, cellular component: chromatin.
AUGAAUAUGCAACCAUCCUUGUCUCUAUGCUCACCCCAGACUUUGUCGUCUUCAACUUCAGUGCUGGACAUCAAUACAAAUAGCGAUAGUAGCAGUAGUAUCAAUAUCAAAGCUAUGCGCAGAAACACCAUUCAUUCAAAUAUUACACCACCGAUUGCCACACAACCCAUCCCCAAAAAAUCACAACAAAUUAGAACUGAUAAACCAAGACCACACAUGUGUAGUGUUUGUACCCGUGCUUUUGCUAGAUUGGAACACUUAAAACGUCAUGAAAGAGCUCACACUAAUGAAAAACCAUACCAGUGUGCUGCUUGUGGAAGGUGCUUUGCUCGUCGUGAUUUGGUGUUGCGUCACCAACAGAAACUUCAUACAAAUUUGCCAACCUUGAUGCGCAAAGGUUCAUCUAAAGACCAGGAUAUCAACGAACAUAUAAACGUGUUGCAAAACAACACCGAUCCAAAUGCUCCUUUACCAAAUGGUGCCACACCUAUACCUGAAGCUCUAAAUGGUGCUGCAGACACCAAUAACAGUAAACCUCAGUUUCGUACUGGAUUAUUUGGUAACGACACUCAAAUUCAAACUCAAACAAAUGGAAGUCUGCCACAUCCACUGAUGGGGCCAUCACCAAUAACCUCAAAUAGUUCACCUAGACCAAGUGUCACGUUACACAGCAGUAAUGGAAGAAAAGACAGUGUUUCAUUUAACCAACUGUCAAAAGCAACACCAAUGUCACGUCAAGAUUCAACUGCAAGUAGAAGAAAAUCAAGUCAGAUCAAACAAGAGCCAUCCCCAGAAUCAGAUACCCCCAAGAGGAAAAAAUUGACAUCUUUCAAGCCAUCUACAGAGUUUAUCGAUAAGUCGUCUCAUUUCUUGCACAAUUACAGACACGCGUCAUAUUCAGCAGCAUCUGGUAUUUCAUAUGCCAAUGUGAAAGAUGCAAUGCAAAUUCAAGAGCAAAACGCCCUUGAGUUUGGAGAUGCAGUACCGACACAAGUUGAAUUUGGUACACCACCACUUGGUCCUCAUAGUGAGGAAUAUCAUAAGAUCAUGGAAAUGGGCGAUUUAUUAGAUUGGGGGAAUAUUGACCAUUUAGAUUUAAGUGAAGACAAAUUUUCACUUCGUCAGAAGUCGUUAAAGAAUUUGCAAGAUUUUUUCACUCUUGGUCCUAAAAAUGGUAAUAUGAAGGCAGUACCUAUGCAACAUGCCCAAAGUGUACCACAAAGGAAAUCGAUAUUUGCUAUAGAAGAUGAGCCUAUGGAUCUAGCCGCAGGAUUCCCAAUACAACCGCCACCAAUUAUGGAGAAUGAAUCAGUCGCGGGACAGUUGCAGCAACAACUACAACAACCACAACAACCACAGCAACCACAGCAACCACAGCAACCACAACAACAGUCACAACAACCACAGCAACCUCCACAACAACACCAGUUGCACCAAUUGCUGCCACAAUCGCAACAAGGCUCAGUUUCUUCUGCUGGUAGCAUUGAUCCACUGCAGUUGAGCAAUAAAAAUGGCAAUGUACCAAGUGUAGGCAAAAGAUCAAGAUCGUCAAUGGAAGCUUCAACCACUCCACAAGCUAGUUUACUUGGAAACGGUGGCAUGGCACGCGCAUUCCCCAAUGAAACCGAUUGGGUCAGGGAUUUAGUUAAUCCGGAAUUUGACUUGAAUGUCAAUUUUAGUGCCAACACCAGCUUUGAAGAUUUAAAAGGUUACUUUAACAAUCAUAAACUGAAUGAAAAUACCAUCAAUCUUCCUAAAAAGCAAGCACAAGAUUUUAUGCAGCAAUUGCUUAGCACAAAUGGCCAUGAUGUAUCUCAGUCGAUUGACUACUCAGUUGAGUUUCCACAAAAUUUCUUCAAUUUAGAUUCUACCUUGAUUUCAGCUGAAAUUAGAGAGAAAAUGAUUUCAAUGAGUCAUGUUGAUAGUAAAGACUUCCCCUCCUUGGAGAGCUUAAAGUACUAUGCGCAAAUGUUUGAGUUUGGUUUCAACAAGUAUUGUUCUUUUAUACAUUUACCAUCAUUGAAAAAUGUACGUGGACAAAAUUUUGAAACUGUGCCCCUUUUAUUGGCCAUCACUGCUAUUGGUUCAUUGUACGCCUACAAUAAUCAUGAUGCAUUGUUAUUGUUCAACAUGUCCAAGUAUCAUAUUCAAGGAUUUUUUGAAAGAGAAUUGACUGUUGAUAAUAUACAGUUCAAAAAGAUUCCAUUGAUGGCACAUCAAUGUCUUGUUUUGCAUAUCAUGCUUUCAUUGUUCUUUAAUGAACCCAAUGUUAUUGAUAUCACAGCACGACAAAUCAAGUCAAUGAUUGGAUUGAUCAAAUCAACCAAUUUCAAUGAACCAUUGGAACAAUCAAUUAUUCCCCCUCAGCCUGCACCUCAUGGACUAAUGAUCAAUGAUGAAGUCAAACCAAUUAUCCAACACAAUUAUGACUACUUUAUCUUGGCGCAAUCGAGAAUUAGAACUUUGCAUACUUUUUACAUUUUACAGGUGUUUAGAUCUAGUAUCACUGGAGCUCCCAUCAUGUUUCCAGCAACAAUGAUGAAGAGUGGAUCUUAUUGCAGCAAUCGUGAACUUUGGUGGAGUCCAAAUGCUAGUAGUUGGUAUAACGCUGUAUGCAAAACCAGCCCACCAAAUUGGUCUAUUGUUGAAUUGAGUAACGGUACAACUGUCAAUGAGCUUAUUAGUUAUUUGCAAAAUCCAAAUCCUUUAUCCAAUAUUCCCAAUGCUAAUCUUUUGACUAUUUUGUUCAACAUCCAUGAACAAGUUGGUGCAGAUUUACGUGCAAGUGAUUUCAGCUACAUCAAUUGGAAUGUUGAAAAAAGACCGAAAUAUCACCAUUUGAUGAAUAAUUGGCAGAUUAUUUUUUACAGGAACGGUGGUAAUUUGGACACAUCGUCAAUGAACUGCGAUCAAUAUAUCAAUUCACCUGAUUUGAAACAAAUAAUUCCACUUUGGUAUAUGUUGAAGAUGAAGAUGGAUAUCAAUCUUGAUGCAACCUUUACUCACAUUUUCAAAAAGGAUUAUGUUUCGAUGAAUAAAGAAUUAGAUUUGAUGGAUUACCGUGAAUCAAACUAUAGUGUUUUGAGUAAAUCUUUGAAUUCGGGUUAUAGUAUUUUGGAUUUGUGGAUCCAAACAACAGAGACCAACAGUCUCGAUGUACGUGAAACAACUGUUCGUACACCAGUAUUUUUAUUCUGUGGAUUAUUGGCUAGUAUUUUGGUUGUUGCCACGUAUCUUGAUUUCUUGGAACAACAAUGCAAGAGAAGAGAUAUUUCUAAUCAGGAGUUGAUGGAAUGGCUAAGAUGUCAAGAAACAUUUACCAAAAUGGAAAAAGUCUUGACUCCAAGUGUUAAAUCAGUUUAUUCAGAUGUUUUGACCAAAGAUAUGCAAAAUUUAAGCAUUGUUACUGAUUCAGUUAGAAACAAAAUUAUUAAAUUGAGUGAAGAAAGGUCGAAAUGUGAUGAUGAUUUGUCACGCGGGGUUGAUUUAGAUUUGAAUAGAGAUUUGGUUAUGAAGCUCAAUCAGGAGAUUAGAGAUUACGUGAUUAAGAAUAAUUUGUCAAAUAAGGCAUUUUAUUUGGGUAUUAGAGUCUUUGCUGAUGCACCAGUAUGGCCUGCAGCUAUGGGAUUUGCUGAAGCUUUACAAAUUAGAGCAACUCAUUUGGCACAACAACAAAGAACAAUGUUUUAA